AUGCGGGCGAUCCGGGAGCGGGAUUCGGAAAGCCAUCAAACCCCGGGGUGUGGAUAUGCACUUCCGGAGUACUCGGCCUCGGCGCUCGACCUCUGCAAGUACUACGAGCUCGUUGGCAAGCUCCACGAGCACCCGGAAUGUCUGAGGGGCGCCCCGCCGGAUGUCCUGGAGAAAAUCUUCCCCUCCACCGACGCGCCACGACCAGAGCCGGUGACGAGGCCGAUUCUCGGAUUUUGCCCGAGCUCUGCAGCCCUAAUCCAGUGCACUGGUGACCUGCAGGCGUGCCCCCUUUCCGGGCAGAUCUGCGUGCAAAGCGACGGCAACAAGUGCUGCCAGAUUGUCACUUCCGGACACGACGAUUGGCUGCUGGCUGGACGCCAACUGUCCGGGUAUCCAGAAGUGUUGCGUCGAGCCGAACCCGGUGACAAAUUCGGCGACGCGAAUUUGCCGAGACCCGGCAGUUCCAUCUGCAAUCAACCCCUCGCCGUCGGCUCGUGCACCGCGCCCACCGUCCGCUACUACUACGACGCCGGGGCGGGAAGAUGCACCCAAUUCAUGUAUUCUGGCUGUGGAGGAAAUGCGAACAACUUCCAGUCGUUGGCCAGCUGCCAGGCGACCUGUGGAAGUAGCGGUAUCACCGGCACGCCGAGCUGCCCGGCUGACGCGAACACCGGGCUGAACUGCCUGUUCGCCCACGCCGACGCGUGCAACACGGACUCGGAUUGCCUGGGACGCGAGAACACGCAGCAGCCGUCGUGCUGCAUGACGACUUGUGGAUACAAGAUCUGCUACCAGUAC
This is a messenger RNA of Mesorhabditis spiculigera, 798 nucleotides long. The record is from the annotation of a GenBank genome assembly. Lineage: Eukaryota; Metazoa; Nematoda; Chromadorea; Rhabditida; Rhabditidae.